AAUGGUCCUCAGGUUGGGCGAUGGGCUGGAUUUAUUCUAGUGGAUACCAAUCUGACGAAAGAGCGCUUCCUCCUGUCCUGCGUUGAGUCAUUCAUCUUCUUUCUGGAGUCAGGAGUCUGGACAGGAGAGGGAUAGGUACUACCGUACUAGCUUUCUUGUGGGAGAGGGAGAGAACGAACCUAAUGAGCUUAGCACUAUUACAGGGCUACUCUUCUGCUGAAGAAGAGGAAGAAGAGCCGUUGUUAGAUGAGAACUCCUCGGACGACGACAUAGAAGAUAUCAUCUCCAGCCGUUCGAGGGUCGAGAAAAGUUUGUUCGAUCUCCCCAAGCCGUCCGGCAAAUCAUUGCUACCAUCCGCGUUUGAGGCAUUCUCCGAGAUUUCAGGACCUCCGGAGUUUCUUAACAAUUCCGUCUCCGAACAUGCUUCUGUUGACGACAUCGACAAGACAAGGAGACGCGGUGGUCGGAAAUAUCAUAGGGAGAAGAAGGAUCUGCCUGCUGGAGUUGUAAUGGAGGCAAAGGCUCAACUAGUUGGCAUUCAUGAUCGAGUAAGAAGUGAUACUGAUGGAAACUUGCCUCCCAAAUCCUCUGUUCCACCACAGAAAGGUUCUAUGAAUACAGUAUCUGGAGAGGGAAAGCGUGUGCCUUCUGCAACCGUUCCUGAUGCUAAAGAUGCUUCAGAGCUACUCAGGAUGUGCUUGCAAUGUGGAAUACCGAAAACUUACUCGAACACACGAGGCAUGGUCUGUCCAGUAUGUGGUGAUCGCCCUCCUGUGGACAAAAGUAAAGAAACCGAAAAGAAAAAGGGAUCCGCUAUCAAGGAAAAGGAGAAGAAUAAGAGAUUUAAAGGCCAGUCAACUCACUCUACUUGGAAGAGUGAAACAGAGAUGCAGCUCCGGCAGCAAUUUGAUUAGUGCAGACUUGGAAACGUGGCUUACAGUUUGGCUGGGAUGUGUAAACUGUAAAAUGCUUCAUAAUUUCAAUAGAACCAAUAUUGAAUUAAAUCAACGUCUCAGAGAAGACAUUGUGUGCUUUUUUAUUUUUGUUUUUAAUUAGCAAUGUUGUAUUUACAGUAGAUGAGGGUACUUUUAAUGCAGGAUACUGAAUUCGACUUAAUUUCAGGAUGAUGGACUCUACGUAAUUCA
Messenger RNA from Nelumbo nucifera (sacred lotus), 1145 nucleotides. Its product is annotated as plant/protein. The record is from RefSeq and is a predicted model, not a curated record. Lineage: Eukaryota; Viridiplantae; Streptophyta; Magnoliopsida; Proteales; Nelumbonaceae.